Messenger RNA from Mustela lutreola (European mink), 2461 nucleotides. It is a transcript of the gene SLC35F6, whose product is annotated as solute carrier family 35 member F6. Bases 148 to 1263 code for a protein of 371 amino acids. Lineage: Eukaryota; Metazoa; Chordata; Mammalia; Carnivora; Mustelidae. The record is from RefSeq and is a predicted model, not a curated record. Gene Ontology annotation, cellular component: intracellular membrane-bounded organelle; membrane. The transcript is spliced from 6 exons. Gene Ontology annotation, biological process: transmembrane transport. Gene Ontology annotation, molecular function: transmembrane transporter activity.
GGGCCCGGGCGGUGUGGGUCACGUGACGCCCGGCCCGGAAGCGCUCGCUCCCGAGACCCCCGGGUGACGGGGUCGGGAUCUGCCUUCUGGAGCGACCGGGAGGGUCGCGGGGGCCCCUGCAGUUUUCCGCUCCCCGCAUCCGCCGCCAUGGCCUGGACCAAGUACCAGCUGUUCCUGGCCGGGCUCAUGCUUGUCACCGGCUCCAUCAACACGCUCUCGGCCAAAUGGGCAGACAACUUCAUGGCCCCAGGCUGCGGAGGGAGCAAGGAGCACAGCUUCCAGCAUCCCUUCCUCCAGGCUGUGGGCAUGUUCCUGGGGGAGUUCUCCUGCCUGGCGGCCUUCUUCCUGCUUCGGUGCAGAGCUGCGAGGCACCCAGAUGCCAGCAUGGAUCCCCAGCAGCCCUUUAAUUCCCUUCUUUUCCUGCCCCCUGCCCUGUGCGACAUGACGGGGACCAGCAUCAUGUAUGUGGCCCUGAACAUGACAAGUGCCUCCAGCUUCCAGAUGCUUCGGGGUGCGGUGAUCAUAUUCACGGGCCUCUUCUCGGUGGCCUUCCUGGGACGGAGGCUGGCGCUGAGCCAGUGGCUGGGCAUCCUUGCCACCAUCGCGGGACUGGUGGUCGUGGGCCUGGCCGACCUCCUGAGCAAGCACGACGAUCAGCACAAGCUCAGUGAAGUGAUCACAGGGGACCUGUUGAUCAUCAUGGCCCAGAUCAUCGUCUCCAUCCAGAUGGUGCUCGAGGAAAAGUUCGUCUACAGGCAUAACGUGCACCCUCUGCGGGCAGUCGGCACUGAAGGCCUCUUCGGCUUCGUGAUCCUGUCCCUGCUGCUGGUGCCCAUGUACUACAUCCCGGCCGGCUCCUUCAGCGGAAACCCCCGCGGGACGCUGGAGGACGUGCCGGACGCCUUCUGCCAGGUGGGUCGACAGCCGCUCAUCGCCCUGGCGUUGUUGGGCAACAUCAGCAGCAUCGCCUUCUUCAACUUCGCGGGUAUCAGUGUCACCAAGGAGCUGAGCGCCACUACCCGCAUGGUGCUGGACAGUCUGCGCACCAUUGUCAUCUGGGCCCUGAGUCUGGCGCUGGGCUGGGAGGCCUUCCACCCCCUGCAGAUCCUGGGCUUCCUCAUCCUCCUGAUGGGCACCGCGCUCUACAAUGGGCUGCACCGCCCGCUGCUGAGCCGCCUGUCCAGGGGCCGGCCCCCCGCAGAGGAAGGCGAGCAUGAGAGACUGCUCGGCGGCUCCCGGACUCCUAUCAACGAUGCCAGCUGAGCCUCGCAUGGGUUCUCCGCUGCUACCUGGAUGCACCUUGUCCACCCUGAGGCCGAGGCUGCUCGGGCUGGUGAGCCUCCAGUAGCCUGUCCCCGAGGCCUCACCCUCUCCUCCCCACAGACACCCCCCCCCCGCCAGGGCAGCUGCUACCCCAAGAGAUGACCAGACACCCAGGUCCUCCUUGGUCACCACCCCCUGUGCCGCCCACACAGGACUGAGUACGGUGACCUACCCCUGCCAGGCUCGCCUGCAAGCCCCUCCUGCAACACGAACACUAAAUCAUGAAGUGGAAUUGCAGGAACGAACAACCCUAAGAUUUUCUCCUAAAUCAUAAGCUAAAUUUGGUUCUCCAGAGAAGAGAGGUCAGUGAACACAUUCAAACCGGAACUCGGUACCAUGUUUUCUAGGAUAGGCUAUUUGCUAACCCCGCCAUGGAGAUUUAAGUUUUAGCUGGACUGUGCCACAAACUCGGCAUAUGUCCCCCAGCCCAUUACCUAGUGGCCCUGAGCCUUGGGGUCCUCGUCUGUAAAGCAGAAGGUGGAGCUGCUGUGGCUUUGGUGCCUCCAGCCUCAGCCGGGCCCAUCCUCUGGGAAAGGAGGAGCACCUUCUUUGGAAAUGCUCCUCUGCCCACGGUGCCUCCUCCCCAUGCCAGUGCUGGCAUCCUUGCUCCCACACUCUCAAGACCUCCCUGCCCGGGGCAGCGGGGAGGGGGAUGAUGGGGAAUUCCAAGUAGCCUUUAAUAGCAGCUUUUACGAACUCUUCACCUUCCAUUUUAAAGAUGAGAAGACUGAGGCCCAAAGAUGUAAGUGGUUUUGCAAGAAGGCUCUCCUGCUGUAGACUCCGGCCAUGCCCUUGGGAUCCAGAGCACAUCUGGACCUCAACCCUACCCUCAACAACCCGACUCCACAGAUAUCCCUCCAGGGUGACGAAUUUACUAGCACUGCACCAUUUAGAGUAAUUCUGGUGUCCUGGGCAUGUGUUAAGUGCUCAACGGUAAUCCUUCGGUGUAACAAGCCACACGGGUGGGUGCAGAUGAGGAAGCCAUGGCCCAGAGGUGCUUCGCGGACUUCUUCACGGAGCCUGCAGUCCCAGCUAGGUUUGCCUGAUUCCAGACCUACAGCCCCACCCACCAUACAGGUCUCUCUGGGGUCUUUGGGGUAAAUUUUCCAUGGCCAGAAUAAAAGCUUCAUGUGCUGUU